UAAAUUUUAACAAGGUUUUGUUCUUUGAGCCCUCUUUUUAAAGUUAUUGUUUGUUCACUUUAACUUUUGUUUCAUUUCAUACGCAGUUUUGUUUUUUUUUUUUUGGCCAUUGAAAAUGGCUGAUUUUCAUAUGGCUUGUCUUUAAUUUCAAUCUUUCUCUACUUUUGUUCCAAAAGUUUUCGAUUUUGAGUAAUACCCAAUUGCAAAGCCUUGGUCUUUGUUCAAGUUUUGGCUUUCUUAGCCUUGAGCAAAGGUCUAAUUUUUGGGGUUUAAAGGGUCUGUUUUUAGGAGUGAUAGAAAUUAUGUUGUCAUUGAAAUGUUUUUUUCAUCUUGUUUGUAAGGAUUUUUAGGAACUUGGGUUUGGUUUUUGGAAGUUUUGAGUGAGCAUGGAGGAGGUUGAACAAGCUAACAAGGCAGCUAUUGAGAGCUGUCAUAGAGUUCUUAGUCUCUUGUCUUCACCAAAGGAUCAAGUUCAGUAUAGCAACUUAAUGAUGGAAACUGGGGAAGCUGUGUUUAAGUUCAAAAAAGUUGUGUCUCUUCUCAGCAAUGACUUAAGUCACGCAAGAGUAAGGAAGUUGAAGAAGUUUAGAUCGACUUUGCCCCAAAAAAUCUUCCUAGAAAGUCCCAACUGCAGAACAAUUCUAUCACCAAAACCCCUUCAAGUAUAUCGUUCCAACCUGUUUGACAAACCACCCUUUGACCUUGAUGCUAGAGCUAAAAAUCACUUGCAGCUGACACCAAAGGUGUUCUUUGAGAACCCUUCAUUUGAGAUGAAUUCAUCAGUUAAGCCCUCUCUCCGAACUGCCCAAAUAAAGCCAUCACAAGACUAUCACUUUGUUCAUCAUCAGCAACAGAUGCAAAGGCUGCAAUUUCAGCAGCAACAAGUGAAAUACCAAGCUGAUAUGGCGUUUUCUAAGAAUAAUAGUGGUAUGAACAUCAAAUUUGAUGGAUCUAGUUGUACACCAACCAUGUCAUCUACCAGAUCAUUUGUGUCAUCUUUAAGCAUGGAUGGCAGUGUAACUAACUUAGAUGGGAACUCCUUCCAUUUAAUUGGCAUGCCGCACCAUUUUGAUCAAAUCUCACAACAAUCGAGAAGGAGGUGUUCAGGUAGGGCAGAAGAUGGCAGUAUGAAAUGUGGUACUACCGGUAAAUGCCAUUGUUCAAAGAGGAGGAAACUGAGAAUUAAGAGGUCUAUUAAAGUGCCUGCUAUUAGUAACAAAGUUGCAGAUAUUCCUCCUGAUGAAUAUUCAUGGAGGAAAUAUGGGCAAAAGCCAAUUAAGGGUUCUCCACACCCUAGGGGAUACUAUAAGUGUAGCAGUGUGAGGGGUUGCCCCGCAAGGAAGCACGUUGAGAGAUGCCUGGAAGACCCUUCAAUGCUGAUUGUCACAUAUGAAGGCGAGCACAAUCAUUCAAGGUUACUCUCAACACAGUCUGCUCAUACAUGACAAUUUGAUGGAGAUAGCAAUUUGUUGUUCUGACUUCAAAAACCGAACCUCCAAUUGUUAAAAUCAGCAAAAAAAUCUAAAAAAACCGGGUGUUUCAGAGAUGUGAAUACCUAUUGUACAUAAUAUGGGGUUUCAAACUAAGAUUGCAAAUGGUGGAGCAUUUCUACAUUAUUUAGCUUGAACCACAGAACUAGACCAAAAGGUUUACUAUAUAGAAUAGGAAUUUGUGAACUUCUUAACUUUGAAUUUAUGUGUAACCCUUGUUUCUCCUCCUUGUUUUCGAUUUGUAAGCUUUGAUUGUUUGUAUGCUUGAGAAUCUGUACGAGGAAAACCUACAAUGUCAACUAAAAACUUGAGCAGAAUCAAAAAAGCUAUGCUGCUGUGAGCUUAUAUCCUAAUAUUUAUUUGUUA
This is a messenger RNA of Theobroma cacao (cacao), 1856 nucleotides long. It is a transcript of the gene WRKY39, whose product is annotated as WRKY DNA-binding protein 39. Gene Ontology annotation, biological process: regulation of DNA-templated transcription. Gene Ontology annotation, molecular function: sequence-specific DNA binding; DNA-binding transcription factor activity. Lineage: Eukaryota; Viridiplantae; Streptophyta; Magnoliopsida; Malvales; Malvaceae. The record is from RefSeq and is a predicted model, not a curated record.